UGAGUGUUUUCUUUAAAUUCCUGCAGAGUUGCUGCCCCUUUCUUGAACUACGAGUCCUGCAAUCUUUUUCAUUCUCAGUAUGAGUAGAGCUUUUUGAGCUUUAAAUCUAAGGGGAACUCAACAGGCCUCGUUGGCAUAUGCAAUGAAACCAUCUUGCUGUGGAAGCAAAAUUAAUUUUUUUCUACCUUUGUGAAAGAUCUUUCCUUUUGAUGCCAGUUUUCUUCCUUAUUUAUACAAGUUCAACAAUUCAGAAGGAGAAGGCAAUAGUAAGGGUUUCAAAAUGGCAGAGAAAUUUGAAAGUCUCAUGAACAUUCAUGGUUUUGAUCUGGGCUCUAGGUAUAUGGACUUAAAACCAUUGGGUUGUGGAGGCAAUGGCUUGGUUUUUUCUGCUGUAGACAAUGACUGUGACAAAAGAGUAGCCAUCAAGAAAAUUGUCCUUACUGAUCCCCAGAGUGUCAAACAUGCCCUACGUGAAAUCAAAAUUAUUGGAAGACUUGACCAUGAUAACAUUGUGAAGGUGUUUGAAAUUCUUGGUCCUAGUGGAAGCCAAUUAACAGAUGAUUGGGGUCUUACCGAACUGAACAGUGUUUACAUUGUUCAGGAGUACAUGGAGACAGACUUGGCUAAUGUGCUGGAGCAGGGCCCGUUACUGGAAGAGCAUGCCAGGCUUUUCAUGUAUCAGCUGCUACGUGGGCUCAAAUAUAUUCACUCAGCAAAUGUACUGCACAGAGAUCUCAAACCAGCUAAUCUUUUCAUUAAUACUGAAGACUUGGUGCUGAAGAGGCGGAUAGGUGACUUUGGUCUUGCACGGAUCAUGGAUCCCCAUUAUUCCCAUAAGGGCCAUCUUUCUGAAGGACUGGUUACUAAAUGGUACAGAUCUCCAGGUCUUUUACUUUCUCCUAAUAAUUAUACUAAAGCCAUUGACAUGUAGGCUGCAGGCUGCAUCUUUGCUGAAGUACUGACUGGUAAAACUCUCUUUGCAGGUGCCCAUGAACUUGAACAGAUGCAGCUGAUUUUAGAAUCUAUUCCUGUCGUACAUGAGGAAGGUCGUCAGGAGCUGCUCAGCGUAAUUCCAGUUUACAUUAGAAAUGACAUGACUGAGCCACACAAACCUUUAACUCAGCUGCUUCCGGGAAUUAGUCGAGAAGCACUGGAUUUCCUGGGACAAACUUUGACAUUUAGCCCCAUGGAUCGGUUGACAGCAGAAGAAGCGCUUUCCCAUCCUUACAUGAGCAUUUAUUCUUUUCCAAUGGAUAUGCCAAUUUCAAGUCAACCUUUUCAUAUUGAAGAUGAAGUUGAGGAUAUUUUGCUUAUGGAUGAAACUCAUAGUCACAUUUAUAACUGGGAAAGGUACCAUGAUUGUCAAUUUUCAGACCAUGAUUGGCCUAUACAUAACAACUUUGAUAUUGAUGAAGUUCAGCUUGACCCAAGAGCUCUGUGCCAUGUCACUGAUGAAGAAGAAGUACAAGUCGAUCCUUGAAAAUAUUUGGAUGGAGAUCGUGAAAAGUAUUUGAAGGAUCCUGCUUUUGACACCAGUUACUCUACUGAGCCUUGUUGGCAAUACUCAGAUCAUCAUGAAAACAAAUAUUGUGAUCUGGAGUGUAGCCAUACUUGUAACUACAAAACGAGGUCAUCAUCGUAUUUAGAUAACUUAGAUUGGAGAGAGGGUGAAGUUAAUCAUUACUGUGAACCCAAGCUUAUUAUAGAUCUUUCCAAUUGGAAAGAACAAAGCAAAGAAAAAUCUGAUAAGAAAGGCAAGUCAAAAUGUGAAAGGAAUGGAUUGGUUAAAGCCCAGAUAGCUCUAGAGGAAGCAUCACAGCAACUGGCUGAAAAAGAAAGGGAAAAGAAUCAGGGAUUUGACUUUGAUUCCUUUAUUGCAGGAACUAUUCAACUUAGUUCACAACAUGAGCCUACUGAUGUUGUUGACAAAUUAAAUGACUUGAAUAGCUCAGUGUCCCAACGAGAAUUGAAAAGUUUGAUAUCAAAGUCAGUAAGCCGAGAAAAGCAGGAGAAAGUAAUGGCCAAUUUGGCUCAAUUAGAUGCCUUG
Molecule: messenger RNA, 2047 nt
Organism: Balaenoptera acutorostrata (minke whale)
Lineage: Eukaryota; Metazoa; Chordata; Mammalia; Artiodactyla; Balaenopteridae
Product: mitogen-activated protein kinase 6-like
Biological process (GO): protein phosphorylation; cell surface receptor signaling pathway; intracellular signal transduction
Cellular component (GO): cytoplasm; nucleus
Molecular function (GO): MAP kinase activity; ATP binding
Source: RefSeq, a predicted model, not a curated record